This is a messenger RNA of Solanum verrucosum, 1691 nucleotides long. Its product is annotated as phosphatidylinositol:ceramide inositolphosphotransferase 2-like. Lineage: Eukaryota; Viridiplantae; Streptophyta; Magnoliopsida; Solanales; Solanaceae. The transcript is spliced from 12 exons. Gene Ontology annotation, biological process: ceramide biosynthetic process. The record is from RefSeq and is a predicted model, not a curated record. Gene Ontology annotation, cellular component: endoplasmic reticulum membrane; Golgi membrane; trans-Golgi network. Gene Ontology annotation, molecular function: inositol phosphoceramide synthase activity; sphingomyelin synthase activity; ceramide cholinephosphotransferase activity. The coding region runs from base 486 to 1436 and encodes 316 amino acids.
UCUUCUUCUUUCUUCUCAACUGUUCUCCGUGUUCAACUCGCGUUUUUAGCAGACAAAGCAGAAGUAUAAAAAGAGAGAGAGAAAGUAGUUUCUAGAGAGAGAAAAUCAAACACCACACCAGCAGGCAGUUUCUAGAGAGAGAGAGAAAAAAAGUAUACCGGAUUAUUCGAUUUUCCGGCGACUGUAUAAAUUAUUUUUUUCCACUGAAGUUUUCCAUUAUUUGUACACUCAUUGUCAAUUGAUUUUUGUUUCCAUCGCGAUUUGGUAAUUUUAGGUUUUUGAGAUCGGUCAGAGUUAAGGUUUUUUGGGGGGUUCCGAUUCAGUUUAUCGAUCGGGUUCAAGUUUUAAUUUUUUUGAUUGUUUGAAUUGAAUUUGGUGAUAAGAGGGAAAAAAAGGGGAAAAAAGAGGGAUUGAAAUUUGUUUUGAAGUGAAAGGAGGGUUUAGGUUGAACGAUAUUGACCGCCAUGGUUGGUUUGUGAUGUAAUAUGGCUUUGGUUGGUACAGAUAAAGAUAUGUCGUUUUACAUUGGUCGCGAGGCUUCAAAGUUAUGGAAGAGAUUUUGUGCGGAGGUAACAACAGAGAUCAAUCUUCUUGCUGAUAAUUGGAAAUAUCUUCUUGGUGGUUUGAUUUUUCAGUACAUCCAUGGACUUGCUGCUAGAGGAGUGCAUUACUUUCACCGGCCUGGACCAAUUCUUCAGGAUGUCGGCUUCUAUCUUCUUCCGGAGCUUGGACAAGAUAGAGCUUACAUAAGUGAAACUGUAUUCACCACCAUCUUUCUAUCUUUCAUCAUGUGGACGUUCCAUCCUUUUAUUUUCAAGACCAAAAAGAUCUAUACAGUUCUGAUAUGGUGCAGGGUCCUGGCAUUCUUAGUUGGUUGUCAAUUCCUUCGGAUCAUAACGUUCUAUUCUACACAGCUUCCUGGUCCAAACUAUCACUGUCGUGAGGGUUCAAAGCUUGCCACUCUUCCUCCUCCUGACAACAUUUUACAAGCACUGUUGAUUGUUCCUCGUGGUAUGCUUUAUGGUUGUGGUGAUCUAAUAUUUUCAUCUCACAUGAUAUUCUCCCUAGUCUUUGUCCGGACAUACCAGAAAUAUGGAACACGAAGGUUUAUAAAACAGUGUGCUUGGUUAGCUGUUAUUGCACAAAGCUUUUUGAUUAUUGCAUCCCGCAAGCAUUACACUGUUGACGUCGUUGUAGCAUGGUACACUGUCAACCUUGUAGUCUUCUUCAUUGAUAAAACAUUACCAGAACUGCCUGAUCGCACUAGUGCCUUGUUGCUUCCGGUCACCAAGGAUAGCAAAUCUAAAGAAGAGAAUCACAAACUGCUGAAUGGAAAUUCGGGAGAUCCUGCAGAAUGGAGGCCCCGAACCCAAAUCAAUGGGAAGAUUGUGGAAGAUGGCAAAACAGUACAUGAAACAGUGAUUAAUGGUGUUUAGACUAUAAAACUUCAUGGAAUGCCACUAACUGAGGCCCCCCGGUACAUAGACUGGUAACAAUGCGAUCAUUACAAGUUGUGUUCUUCCAAGUUGAAUAGUUUUGGUUUUAGUGUAGGAUACGAAAUGAAGGUUGAUUGCUGCGAUGCUAUGUAUGUGUCGUCUCCACGCCCCCCCUUUGUGGUUAACUUUAAUGUUGAUCAAAUGUAUCAAGAAAUUCAUUUUAUUUUUUGGUUAAUGCAAAUUAUUUUUCUGAAA